AUUCAAGAUUGAGUUUAUCAAUUUGAACUUAUAGUUUUCAUUCAUAUAUAAUUUCUCAAGAGCCAUGUCUUCCAUUUUGUUGCUUAUUGGAGUAUUAGUAUCUUCCAUUGCAUUACAAUUUACGGGUGCACAAUCCAUAGGUGUUUGUUACGGAGGAAAUGGAAAUAAUCUACCAACAAAGCAAGCAGUAGUUGAUUUAUACAAAUCAAAAGGAAUCGGUAAAAUCCGUCUAUAUAAUCCAGAUGAAGGAAUACUCCAAGCCCUAAGAGGUUCAAACAUAGAAGUAAUCCUCGGCGUCCCAAACAACAAUCUCAACUCACUCACAAAUGCCCAAGCCGCAACCGAUUGGGUCAACAAAUAUGUAAAAGCCUAUUCAAACGUCAAAAUCAAAUAUAUUUCCGUUGGCAAUGAAGUUCACCCAGGUUCAGCCGAAGCCAAUUCAGUUCUUUCCGCAUUGCAAAACAUUCAAAAAGCUAUAUCUGCAGCCAAUUUACAAGGCCAAAUUAAAGUGUCUACCGCGAUAGACACAACUCUAAUUGGAAAAUCUUACCCACCAAAUGACGGUGCAUUUAGCGAUAGUGCAAGUGGUUACAUAAGACCUAUUGUUAACUUCUUAGUUAACAACGGUUCACCACUUCUCGCUAAUGUGUACCCUUAUUUCUCAUAUGUUGGUAACCAACAAAACAUUGGUCUUGACUAUGCUUUGUUUACAAAACAAGGGAAAAAUGAAGUUGGUUACCAAAAUUUAUUUGAUGCAAUUUUGGAUUCAAUUUAUGCUGCUCUUGAGAAAGUAGGAGGUUCUAAUGUGAAAAUUGUUGUGUCUGAGAGUGGAUGGCCAUCUGAAGGUGGAACUGCAGCUAGUGUUGGAAAUGCUCAAACAUAUUAUGGAAAUUUGAUUAAUCAUGCUAAGGGUGGAACUCCUAAGAGGCCUAAUGGACCUAUUGAUACAUAUCUUUUUGCUAUGUUUGAUGAAAAUCAGAAGACUGGUGAUGAAAUUGAGAGACACUUUGGUCUCUUUAGACCUGACAAAUCUCAAAAGUAUCAGAUCAGUUUCAAUUGAGAAAUACUUAUAGUUGGUGAUUAUGUAUGAUAAUAAAAAUAAUAUAAACUCUAAAAAUAAACUAGUACAAUAAUAAACUCAAUGUAACUUGCAAUAGCCAAUAAGUAAGGAUAUAGAUGUUUGCACCAAUGAGGCAAUGAAUAAUUUUCUACGUUUAAA
Molecule: messenger RNA, 1219 nt
Organism: Trifolium pratense (red clover)
Lineage: Eukaryota; Viridiplantae; Streptophyta; Magnoliopsida; Fabales; Fabaceae
Product: glucan endo-1,3-beta-glucosidase-like
Exons: 2
Coding region: 65-1060 (331 amino acids)
Biological process (GO): carbohydrate metabolic process
Cellular component (GO): plasma membrane
Molecular function (GO): hydrolase activity, hydrolyzing O-glycosyl compounds
Source: RefSeq, a predicted model, not a curated record